Messenger RNA from Morone saxatilis (striped sea-bass), 1323 nucleotides. RefSeq names its product putative histone-lysine N-methyltransferase PRDM6. Gene Ontology annotation, molecular function: protein binding. Lineage: Eukaryota; Metazoa; Chordata; Actinopteri; Moronidae. Bases 1 to 1323 code for a protein of 440 amino acids. The record is from RefSeq and is a predicted model, not a curated record. Gene Ontology annotation, cellular component: nucleus. The transcript is spliced from 5 exons.
AUGUCGACAUCCUGCCCUGACCUCUGCCUUUGUGUUUUGAUGCUGAUGAUUGACACCUCAUCCUCUCUGGUCUCUCUACCCAGCAGCCAGCGGGCAGUCAUGCUGAAGCCGGGUGACCCGAGUGGCUCGGCCUUCUUGAAGGUGGACCCGUCCUACCUGCAGCACUGGCAGCAGCUCUUCCCUCAGGCGCAGCUGAAGGCUCCUCUGGGCCCACCGCCGCCUCCACCUGACCGUCUCUCCAUCCCCAUGGACACCCUGCGCACAUCCCGCCUGCACAGCCACCUCCUGGCCUCCACACACUGCACCUCCUCCUCUUCGUCUUCUACAUCCUCCUCCUCAGCUUCUUCUUCAGCAGCAGCAGCGGCAGCAGCAGCAGCAGCUCUCACCCCGUCCUCCUCCAUCUCCAUCUCCACCUCGGCAGGGAUCUCCCAGCUGCCCGUCCCCCAGCAGAUCGCACUCUUUGGGCAGGCAUUGGCCCCGGUAUGUGCCGGGCCUGGAGGACCUGGAGGAGGAGGAGGAGGAGGACCAGGAGGAGGAGGGGGAGACCUGGUGGUGGUGGUCCCCCCGGAGAACCAGCAGGGUCACAACCCAGCAGCGGGGUUUCUCCAUCAGGCCAAAGAGCAGAGCUGUGGGGGGGUCGGCGUGGUGUCGUCCAGCGUGAAGAGCAGCAGCAGCAGCAGUGGAGGAGUCGAGGAGGGCGGCAAAGGAGCGACGGGCAGGUUCAAGCUGACGUCGGAGGAGCUGGACUACUACCUGUACGGACAGCAGAGGAUGGAGAUCAUCCCACUGAGCAACCACACGGGAGAGGUCAACAACCGUUGUGACAUGUGCGCAGACAACAGGAACGGCGAGUGUCCGAUGCACGGCCCUCUUCACUCUCUACGUCGUCUGGUCGGCACCAGCAGCACGGCGGCGCCCGUCACCCUGCCGGACGUCCCUGAUUGGCUCAGAGACCUGCCCAGAGAGGUGUGUCUGUGCACCAGUACAGUUCCUGGUCUGGGUUACGGGAUCUGUGCAGCUCAGAGGAUUCCUCAAGGAACCUGGAUCGGCCCGUUUCAGGGAGUCCCACUGCUGCUGGACAAACUGCACUCUGGAGCCGUCAGAAACACAAGACACCUGUGGGAGAUCUAUGAUGCAGAAGGGACGUUACAGCACUUUAUUGAUGGUAAUGAUCCCAGUAAGUCCAGCUGGAUGAGGUACAUCCGCUGUGCCAGACACUGUGGGGAGCAGAACAUGAUGGUUGUACAGUACAGGAUGAGCUGGAAUCUGGUGAAACCAGCUAAAGCAGCUUUGCCGCUGAUAAGUAAGAUAAAGAAACUGUGA